Molecule: messenger RNA, 711 nt
Organism: Metschnikowia bicuspidata var. bicuspidata NRRL YB-4993
Lineage: Eukaryota; Fungi; Ascomycota; Pichiomycetes; Serinales; Metschnikowiaceae
Product: ubiquitin-specific protease
Exons: 1
Coding region: 1-711 (236 amino acids)
Biological process (GO): protein deubiquitination; ubiquitin-dependent protein catabolic process
Cellular component (GO): cytoplasm
Molecular function (GO): cysteine-type deubiquitinase activity
Source: RefSeq, a predicted model, not a curated record
AUGCCCGGCUCAAAACGCGUGAUCCCGCUCGAAUCCAACCCGGAGAUCUUCAACGGUCUUGCACACAAGAUCGGCCUCUCGCCCGUGCUCCUGUUCCACGACGUAUACUCAAUCACAGACCCGGACAUGUUGGCGUUUUUGCCCCAGCCUGUGUUUGGGAUCAUGAUGCUUUUUCCCAUCACAAAACUGUACGAGGAGUACAGAAAGAACCAGGAUGCGGCUGUGGCCAACGACUCCAAGGAAGUCACGUGGUAUAAGCAGACCAUCGGCAAUGGCUGUGGGCUCUAUGCGUUGCUCCACCUUUUAAGUAAUUUGCCCCUGAACUUCGUAGUACAUGAUCUGAUCUUGAACAAAAUGUUGCUUCUGCAAAUCAACACCGAUACCCCGGUGGAAGAGGCCGCGGUAUUAGUGGAGCAGCUCGAGCAGUCCAUCCAGCUCGACUCCAACUACGGGUCUCAGGGCCAGACAGAGGCCCCGCCAGCCGAGGAUCAGGUCGAGUUUCACUUUAUUGCGUAUAUCAAGGGCAACGACAACCAUUUGUAUGAGUUGGACGGGCGCCGCUCUGGGCCCGUGGAUCUCGGCGAGAGUGUGGAAGGAUCGCAUAUUCUAGACGACGCCAAGCUCGUGGAAAAGAUCCAGUUCUACGUCAACAUCACCGACGAGAGCCAGCGCAACAACUUUGCCAUGAUGGCCAUAGCGCCUGGGCUCUGA